Messenger RNA from Arabidopsis lyrata subsp. lyrata, 1815 nucleotides. RefSeq names its product putative two-component response regulator ARR20. The transcript has 5 exons. The coding region runs from base 156 to 1451 and encodes 431 amino acids. NCBI's taxonomy places the organism in Eukaryota, Viridiplantae, Streptophyta, Magnoliopsida, Brassicales, Brassicaceae. Gene Ontology annotation, biological process: phosphorelay signal transduction system; cytokinin-activated signaling pathway. Gene Ontology annotation, molecular function: DNA-binding transcription factor activity; DNA binding. The record is from RefSeq and is a predicted model, not a curated record.
UAUAUAUACUUUCCAAUAUUCAACUUUUCGCACGUGAUCCAUAUAUAUGCAUACCUAGUUUUUCGCACGCUCAUAAACCUCUCUCUCUCUUCCUUCUUCAAUCCAAUCUCUAUCUCUUUCCUUGCGCUUCAAGCAUUCAAGAUUUUUUAUCUUUAAUGUCAGUUUCAGCAAACCUACUCGAUGAGAACUCUCGCGACUUGCGAAAAGAAGUACCUUGUGAUGAUGAAAUUGGAUCUCCAAUCAACGACGACGAUGAAGAGUUCCCGACUACAAGUAUUAGAGUUCUUUUGGUAGAUGCAGAUUCCAAUUCUUUACUUCCCAUGAAGAAUCUCAUGAUACAGUACUCCUAUCAAGUAACGAAAUACGAAGACGGAGAAGAGGCCAUGGCUUUCUUGAUGAAGAAUAAGCAAGAAAUCGAUCUAGUGAUUUGGGAUUUCCAUAUGCCCGAUAUCAAUGGACUCGACGCUCUCAAUACCAUUGGUAAAGAGAUGGAUUUACCCGUAGUAAUCAUGUCUCAUGAUCACAAAAAGGAAACGGUGAUGGAAUCGAUUAAGUACGGCGCGUGUGACUUUCUUGUGAAGCCGGUGAGCAAAGAGGUCAUUGCAGUUCUAUGGCGACAUGUUUAUCGCAAAAGGAUGUCAAAAUCUGGUUUAGAUAAACCGGGUGAAUCAGGUACGGUUGAAUCAGAUCCGGACGAAUACGACGAUUUAGGGCAAGACAAUCUCUAUCAGAGCAACGAAGAAGGCUCCAAAAACUCUUCCGAUCAAAAAGGAGAGAAGCCUGCGACCAAGAAACCGCGGAUGCAAUGGACUACUGAACUUCACCACAAAUUUGAAGUAGCCGUCGAAAAACUCGGCAGCCUUGAGAAGGCUUUUCCGAAGACGAUUCUCAAAUAUAUGCAAGAAGAAAUGAAUGUCCAGGGGCUCACUAGAAACAACGUAGCCAGUCAUCUUCAGAAGUACCGUCAAAAUUCAAAACAAAAGACCCGCACUCACCAGGAGCCCCAAGAAGAUUUUUUCUGGCGUAAUGCUGGGCCAGAUGCCACUCUCGCAGCCUCUAAUCCGCCCCUAAGCUCGAACCUCAAUAUCCAUGCUACCGCAUCGUAUUUGAUGAACAAUCAAGCUGCGCCUAGAGCAUCAUAUUUCAUGAACAAUCAAGCCGCAUCCCCAAUCCCGUAUCCAUCAAACAGUUGCCUGCCAAUGAACAACAACAACUACUUCAUGACCAAACCUUUCACUUAUAUUGACCAAUUCCAGCAGCAGCAACAACAGUACCAUUCGUCUCUAAAUUUACCCUCCAUGCUAACCAAGCAAGAACCUAGACACGUGCCAUUAUCAGCCAUGGAAAAUUUCGAUACGCCCAUGAUCUAUAAUUCAAGUUUCCAUUUCGAUCACGACGAGUAUUUCCCACCUGAAGGAUUCAACAAUUUCGAUCAGAUUGGUCAGAAUUGAUUCUCCAAUCUAAGGUGAUACAUCUAUAUAUCUAUCGUAGUUUUUUUUUUUUUCUCUCUCUCUCUACCUCUACUCUCUGAUUAAUUAAUUUCUCGUAAAGGGAUCUUUUUAUCCCUCAAACGCGAAUAGCAAUACCUUGUUGCAAUUUGCAUUCGUAGCCCUUUUUUUUUUUUUUUUUUUUUACUUUGGUCGGACCUAUAUAUGGUUUAAUAGUGAGUGAUCUAUAUAAUCACUUGCGUAGAUAUAAAGUUGAUUUGGUCAUGGUUAAUCUCAAUCGCAACAUUGAUAGUACUCAUUGUGUUUGGAUUUUGUACCUUUGUAUUCGGAUGCUCAGAGUCAGAGGCUUUUUAAAAGGUUCUUUAUA